AUUGCACCCUGCCCAUGGAUUUCAGCGAUCUUGAUGUUAAUGACACCACUCAUCCGAGGAAUAAGUAUGGUCUCCCGGACCCUAGUGUCUGCUUCAUGUCGAAUGCGUUUCUAAACAGAACCACCAAAACAACGUUCUACAUUGGGAUUAAGGCAAUGGGUGCAAACGGGACGAAUGCUACCACAGUAACUGUGGCUCCAGCUGCGGACGCUACAGGUGGUUCCACCGACACUGCAGUAGAUACGUACACACCUGUUGGCUAUGCUCUGCAGACCUACGCCUCGUCGUGUAGUUUCUGGGAUGAAGAGAAUGAAGUCUGGUCUUACGAUGGUUGUGAGGUGGGCGAGCUAACCACGCCCUACAGUACCCAGUGUCUGUGCAAUCACUUGACAGCGUUCGGUGGAGGAAUGGUCGUGCCCAUGAAUACGAUCAAUUUUGCCGAUUCCGCUUUUAAUAAACUUGAUGAAAACCCAGCUGUAUUCUCUACCAUGGUGGCCAUUACGUGCCUCUACUUCAUUCUAUGUAUCUGGGCAAGGAAAGCGGAUAAAAUUGACGAGAUGAAGGCUGGCACCACCCCACUGCCAGACAACGAUCCUCGCCAUAAGUACCUGUACGAGAUCCUAGUGUAUACUGGCAGUCGGAAAGGGGGCGGCACCACGGCUCAGGUCAGCAUGGUCUUCACGGGAGACGAGGAUGAGACUGAACCACGGCUGUUCUGGGAUCCUAAGCGACCUGUGUUUGAGCGCGGUGGUGUGGAUUCCUUCUUGAUGGCAUGUCCGCGCCCUCUAGGAUCCCUGUCACUGGCUAGAGUGUGGCAUGAUAACUCCGGUAAAAGCCCAGGCUGGGCGUUCAGCAGGAUACAGGUGACAGACAUACAGACUGGAGCCAAGUACUUCUUCAUUUGUGACAGAUGGCUAGCAGUGGAGGAAGACGACGGCCUGAUCGACCGCGUUGUUCCACUUGCCGGUAAGGAGGAACUGACCCAAUUCAAUCAUUUGUUCUGGUCGCAAACCAAGAAGAAUCUGUAUGAUGGCCACAUCUGGUUUUCCAUCUUCACACGCCCACGCAGGAGUCACUUUACAAGAGUCCAGCGUCUCACCUGCGUGCUUUCGCUCCUUUUCUGCACCAUGUUGUCCAACAUAAUGUUCUACAAAGCAGACAGUCAGUCCACACCACAGGUAUACAAACUCGGGCCUCUUCAAUUCACGCUGGAAGGCAUUAUAACAGGAGUCAUAGCCAGUUUGAUAGUUUUCCCCAUUAACUUGUUGAUCGUCCAGCUGUUUAGAUUGUCCAGACCAAAGCCAAAGAAGCCCAUUACGUCAACGUACGGAAAUGAUACCAAAACGGGCGACGAAACCUUGAGUGACGAAUUAGAAAAGCAGAAACAGUUCCUGGAAACGGGUGACCAUUCUAAACGCCUGCUCAUGACCCCGACACCAAAAUCAUCAGUGGGCGUCAGUUACAUCGGUUCGGACAAAGGCACACCGGCUGUCAAAAAUGCGACCAAAGAGGAGGACAAGUCCAAGAAGAAGAAGAAAAAGAAGGGAAUACGCUUCCCCUGGUGGUCUAUCUACAUUGCCUACUCUGUCAGUUUCUGCAGCGUUGUUCUGUCAGUGUACUUCUGUACAGAGUUUGCUGGGGCCAUGGGGGCAACGAAAGCUGAGCAGUGGCUGGGGUCUUUUAUGAUCUCUUGCAUGGAAUCCGUUUUCCUAACACAGCCAAUAAAGAUCUUUGGGUUGGCUGUAUUCUAUGCUUUGGUCAUCAAGUCCCCGGAUGUAGACGAAGAGGGCGACGAAGACCGAGACAAUAACCUAAAACCCGAUGAAGAAUAUCUGCACGAAGACCAAGUGACCGGCGUCGCCAAACCCAUGAAGCCUUCGUUGGCACCAGAACCCCCAGAUGAAGAGUAUAUACGAGCAGCCAGAGAAAAGAGAUUUAAAGAAAUCAAGACACAAGCAGUAAUCCGAGAAAUUCUCAUCUACUUUGUCUUCACGUAUUUGCUAUUCAUGGUUGGGUAUGGUAACAGAGAUCCAUGGUCGUUCCAUUUUUAUGAAAACGUUGAAAACAUGAUCUCCAAAGGAUCUUUCCUAGAUACAGAUAGUCCACCACAGUUUGAUUCGAUCCUGAAGAGCGAGGACUUUUGGUCCUGGGCUGAACAAACUCUAGUCCCGGCCAUAUAUGGUAUACCUUUCUACGACGGUCAGGAUUACACUUGGCAGAAUGGAUUCCUAGCGGACCAGCAGACGUACCGUGUAGGCGCUCCGAGAUUACGUCUUCUGAAAACUAAGCCAAAAAUGUGUAUGCCGCCUAUCUACAAGUACGUCCGCGAGUGUCGUCCCGAUUACAGCAUGUUUGGAGAAGACGAAGAGAGCUAUGGCAUUGGAUGGCAAGUUAUUAAUACGUCAGACCCCAACUCCCAGCCGGAUGCACACUGGACUUACCGUACAAGUUCCGAAACCGACGGCUACCCAAUAAUUGGUCGUAUAUCCACCUAUGGGGGCGGAGGUUACGUGGCUGAGCUAGGAACGGAUAGUGCCACCGCUCUGUCUGUGAUACAAGAACUCAAGGAUAAUCUGUGGAUAGACCGGUACACCCGCGGCGUGAUUGUGGAAUUUGUGAUGUGGAAUCCUAACAUUAACUUGUUUGCCAUAUCGUACUCCGUCGUUGAGUUUCCUCAGUCUGGAGGUGCCUGGCCGUCUUACAAGGUGAACGUGAUGCGGCUGGACCGCUACGUGGGAACCUACAUGUUCAUGGUCUUGGGUGCAGAGAUCUUGGUCGCUGCAUUCAUUAUUUUCUUUUUGGUCAAGAUGAUAAGAGAUAUAAGGAGAGAGGGAUUCAAAAUUUACAUCAAGGAGUUCUGGAACGCCGUUGAAUUCUUCAUUCUCAUUGUGUCAAUUGGAGCAAUUGUGAUGUACUUUUACCGUCUACUUAUUUCCAAAAUGGUUUCCUCAGAAUUCAGUGAGGACCCCCAUAAAUUUGUCAAUUUUCAAUACGCUGCCUAUUGGGAUGAGUGUUACACAAUCCUCAUGGGUAUCAUGGUUUUUGUCUACACCGUCAAGUUUUUGAAGUUGAUGAGAUUUAACCGUCGAAUGUCUGUGAUUGGCAGAACCCUUAAAGAGGCAGGCAAACCCAUGUUUGUGUACCUUAUGGCCUUCUUCAUCAUUUUCCUUGCUUACGGCCAAUUUGCUUACAUCCUGUUUGGAAGAGUACUACUCAACUACAGCACAUUUAUAACAACGUUGGAGACUUUGUUUUCCAUGAUGUUGAACAAGUUUGACUUCUACGAAAUCGACGCAGUGAGUCCCUUCUUUGCGCGAAUCAUGUUUAUCACCUUCAUGGUUCUUGUGUCGUUCAUCGUCGUAAACUUGUUCCUAACCUUGAUCAUGGAUGCCUUUGCCUACGUCAGCUACAUGACCUCCAAGGAGAAAAAUGAGCUUGAAGUUGUGGAAUACAUGGUGAACGCGGUCAAAGGAAUGUUUGGCAUUAGCACAGGGAAGAAACCGGAGCCUUAUGUGCCCAGCAAGUUCCAAUAUCAAGACGGCGGAGAAGGCACGGUUGAGGAUCUAGAUCAAAAGAUAGAAAGCAUGAUCGGAAAGCUGGAAAAUUAUCUGGACAUCCAGGCCACAGACAAGAGGGUUAUGAAAGAGAUGGAAGCGAUGAAACCUGCUAAACGGAAAAUUCUGAUGGCCUAAGCCUGCGUCUGUGAAAUGAUAUUUACCUGAAAUACCUUGAACCAUGUAGAUUAUAUUGGACUCUCUGAAGAAAUGUGUGUGAUUUUAACUUAUUUAAAUUUUUAAGUGGAAACUGUUCUAUAAACUCAAGGUUAAAUGUGUUAAAAUUUAUAGUUGUGUCAUACUCAAAUUUAAAAACAUCCAUUGCUAUGAUACGAGGCCACACAGGCCACUCCUUUCUUGAACCUCAUUUAAGCGAUCUCAUUAAUCAAUAUCUCAGAGACUUUGAUAUUGGAAUCAGUUAAGUGUUUGAUUAAUUAUUCAAGAAUAAUCUAUUUUUCUCAUCGAUUGAUGUAGUGAAAUACAAUGCAUACCGAUAUGCGACAAACAAUUAAUUAUCAAAAAGCCGUUGGAGGAGGUUACCAAAUACUAAUCAUACAAAAAAAACUCUUGUCUUAUCGAUUUUAUGAAACUUCUAUGUGACAAAUGCUGCUCAGUUAUUGGUAAUUGCGUGUGAAGUUGACAUUUGGUUUAUUUGAAUUUUCUCUAAAUCGAAAUGCUACCUUCAAAUACAAUAGAUUUAAGUUUAUAGAGCAUGCUUUUACAUAUUCUUGAAACUUUUCGCUUUGAUCCAUUAUCCAGUGACAGUUUUUGUCAAAAAACAUACUAUGGCCUCAAGGUUUUUUAAAAGUUAUGUGAGAGGUAUUCUAAAUUACUUUGCAAUUUUUUUAAAUCUAAAAACAUUAAUGACGAAGGAAUUACACUGCAUUGGUGGAUUAUUUCCUGAAAAAACCAAGUAUAAGGAUGAAGGGGGAGAGAGGGCGCGACAAUAGAUACGAAAAGAGAGGUUGGCUUAUAUUGUGCGCAAUUACAAUAAGUCAAGUACGGAUGUUAGCCAUCAUUAAAGGGACAAUCAUCUCUCCUUAUUUUUAUAAUUGUCUUUCUUCGUUUAUGAACACUGUUGAACUGGUUGAUAUUUUGAUCGCUUCUGGACAUAGCUUGCACUGUCAGUUGUCUUCUUUUCAUCAUGUGAGUUUUAACAUUAACCGGCACCUAACUUCUUAAGUGU
Molecule: messenger RNA, 4740 nt
Organism: Lingula anatina
Lineage: Eukaryota; Metazoa; Brachiopoda; Lingulata; Lingulida; Lingulidae
Product: polycystin-1
Biological process (GO): calcium ion transport; detection of mechanical stimulus
Cellular component (GO): plasma membrane
Molecular function (GO): calcium channel activity; protein binding
Source: RefSeq, a predicted model, not a curated record